Naegleria fowleri is the source of this 2766-nucleotide messenger RNA. RefSeq lists its product as uncharacterized. Gene Ontology annotation, biological process: adenylate cyclase-modulating G protein-coupled receptor signaling pathway. Gene Ontology annotation, molecular function: guanyl nucleotide binding; GTPase activity; G protein-coupled receptor binding. NCBI's taxonomy places the organism in Eukaryota, Heterolobosea, Eutetramitea, Acrasida, Naegleriidae. The record is from RefSeq and is a predicted model, not a curated record. Gene Ontology annotation, cellular component: heterotrimeric G-protein complex. The coding region runs from base 1 to 2766 and encodes 921 amino acids. The transcript has 2 exons.
AUGGGCAAUCACCAUACGACCACCGUCCACCAUUCCAAUCCAAACAUCUUUAAUGAGAUCCAACCAUCUUCUCCUUCGAAUGGUGACCAACACCACCAUGCAACCCAUUCCAAGUACUUUUCCAAACGUAAAUCACAACGUUCAAUGACCUCCUCUUUUGUUUCUUCUUCCGAGAAUGUCCAUGUUUUAUCAAAUCCAUCAACAUUCAUGAAUUCAAACCCACAAUCGGAUGAGGACAGUCAUGAUAUAAAUGCAUUAACCAAAGAUAUGGAAUUUACUGCUGAUUUACUUCGACUGGUGAAGGAACAAUCUCAAAUGGAUGAACACGAGAAAAAGAGUGGAUUACCAUUUGGGGUGAUUUUGGUUGGAAGUUGUGACUCUGGAAAAUCCACAUUGUGGAAUCAAUGGAAAUUUCAAUCUUCAUCGCUUUCACAAUCCGAAAGAAUUGAAUUUGGAAAUGCCUUAAUGACCUAUCUUGUCACGAGUAUGAAACGAUUGAUCCUUUUAGCUAUUCGGACAAAGAAGCAAUUCGAAUCAUCUUUGGAUUCUUCCCAAGUGUCCAAUUCUUCUUCUUCCGAAAGUCAUAUCCAUGAACAACAAGAAGAACCAUCUCUCGUCGACUCUGAAACUUCAACGACUACUACCACUUCAACUUGUUCGAGUUGCUGCUGCUGUUCCUGCUCCCUUUGGAAACACUUAUUCUCUCGAUAUUCUGUCGUGAUGGAUCUCUUAUUUAACCAACGAUCGCCUUCCACAACAACAACUUCUUUAAAGGAAUCGAUCAGUGGUUUUAGUUGUGGAAAUAGUAUUAAUACUUGUAACAACAACAACAAUUCAAAGAGGAAUUUGAAAUGCAUCACAGAAGAAUAUUCAAAAGAGGAACAAUGGAUACCCUUUGAAACUCUCUUUUUAAAUCCACUUUCUAAACACCUGUUACAAUCCAUGUGGAUGAAUCAUGACUUGUUACGUCAAUUAUGUGCUAUAUUUCGAGAGCCAGAAAUUUCUCAAAUCUACUAUGGAGUCAGCAGCUUUAAUCGAGAGAAUGGCCACUCCUUGUGUGGUCAAAAAGAAUUCUUGAAACCAGUGGAUACGUGUAGUUGUAAUUGUGGUUGUGAUUGUGGCAGUGUUGAGACUGUUGGAAUGGUUCAUGAAAUGCUCUAUGGAAACUAUUUGCAUUAUUUCCUUCAGGAAGAGCGAGUAUUGUUGCGAUUGGCCAAUGAGGUCUUGAAUAAUCCUUUGAACAAUAUCUUACAGGAAGAGGUUGUGUUAAAAGCCAAAGUUCUCACCACAUCGAUCCAAUCACUCAAAUUUCAAUAUUCGCAACGAUCGAUUUGUACUCGAGUCAUUCGAGUCAUUGAAAAGAGAAAGAAAGAAUUAAGAAAGCUUGAAGGAGCAACCAUUCAUGAUUGUACAACUAAUCUACUACAAACUCAACCAUUGAAGAAUACAACAAAGAGUCAUCAUCAACAAGACAUCAAUACGAGUGGUGGCGUUGGUGGUGUUUGUGGUGGUAGUGGUAAUACAUGUUCAUCUGUGGUUGUCUCCUCAUCAUCAUCAACAACAACAAAUAAUAGCUCUCUUAAAAUUCGCAUUCCAAAACUUGAUUUGAAUCGAGCUCAAUUACAAACAAUGAAUACUGUUGGAAUGCAAUCAUCAUCACCUUUACUUCCAAAGAGUGCACGAGGAGGUAAUACUUCCUCUCGAAACAAUUCAUUGAAUUCAUCAAGAGUGAAUAGUCCUUCUUCUCAGACUCCAACUCUUCAUGAAAGACUUUCACAAGAGGAAUCUGAAUGGCAUCUGAAUGGUACGAGUCCAAGAAGUCCAAUGUCAUCCAGAAAGCCUUCAAGUGCUGCUCAGAAAUUAAUGGAAAUGGUUCGAAAGAGAUCGAACAGUAAUAACAACAACAACAACAUGGCAAUGAGUACUUCUCCAAAAUCACCUUCUCGAUUCAUGAAUGCACAGAAUAAUACUUGUUCGAGUCCACAAUCUCAAUUUACCAAUUCAAGAAAUGCAACGAGUUCCAUUGCAAAAGUCAUGCAAGAAUCGUCCAAUGCACCACUCGAUGCAAUGGAAAAACGAAAAUUACAAAAAUUUACAAUGAUUGAUACUCCUGGACUUUCUUCACAACGAGAUUUAGUGGUCAUGACUAUCAAUGCUUCCACCAAGCCAACCUCAACUUUUCUUUUGAAAAGUGUGGUUUUUGUAUUUUCAUUGGCAGAUUUUGAUUUACCUUGUUUGGAUUCAUCAGAGUUCGAGACACGAUUAGAAGAGAGUUUGAACUUGUUUGAAAAAACCAUGACUCUCUCAAGUUUGAAAGAACGAAGGAAAAUACUUCUAAUGACCCAUGUCGAUAUUUUUGUUCACAGGAUGAGUCAUUUGGGAAAUGAUGAAAGAGAUCGCUUGUUAAAGAUCCUUAAUUCUGAUCGAUCGAGAGAGGACACUGAUCACUUAAUAGGUGCGUGCUUUAAGUGGAUUCUCUCACAAUUUAAAAACAUUGAGGAGGGUCGCAAUUUCAAUCAUAAAUAUACCCUUGAGGUGUAUGCCAUUAAUUUAAUGAAUGAAAAACAGGUCAAAGAGUUCACUUUUGCACUCACAGUCAAGGAUGAUGGAAUUUUGAAACAAACACAACAGCAAGUGAUCACUGUGUUCACAUGUCCCUCAUUGAAGGGAGUUGAGUGCGAAGAAAAUCGCAAACUGCUUUGUAAUCAUUCCUUUGUUGAUGUGGAAUUCAAGUUUCGAGACGACGAGACAAUGUCACGACCUUAA